AUGUGUGCUCUGUGGAUGUUUGUACUCUGUGGUACUAAAUCAAAGUCAAACAGCUGAAUCGGAUGCGUAUCAAAAAGUAUUGCUAAAUUAUUAAUUAUUUUUAUUGUAAUGUAGUAAAACGUACGUAACUAAAGCUUAGCCAGGAAGUUAGCUUUGAUGUUGUAAAGCGGCCGAUUAAUAAUGUCGGAGUACGACUUGCAAUUCGAAAAGGACCUGGAAAAGGCUCAGGCUCUGAGUUUAGAAAGUUUGGCAUUGGAGCAGUUUAAAAGGCAGAAGCAGCUAUCUAGUUCAGAUAAUGGCCAAGAUACCAGCGGCAGUGUGCGGCGGCGCGACGAUUGCGACGGACCGCCGCCGGCUUUACCGCCCCCGCCCAGGAGACCGCCCAGAAGGACUUCUAGCUCGGAGAGUUCUAGGUCUACAGGUACUAGUCCGACUCGAAACUCCAGCAGUGAUCUGAUAUCGUUCACGAGCCCCACCAGCAAAACUGCGCCAAAGGAUCCCCAUGCCUCGCUCAAGGAGUACAUAGAUCAAAUCAGCAAAUUAGGUCAGCAGACCGAAGAAAUAACGUCGAACACGCCAGAACAAUCUCAAGCAAUGAACAACCAGUACAACCAACGCCCAGGCUAUCCAUACCCACCAUACAACUAUGGCUACCCACCAUACACGCCAAUGGCGCCAUAUCCAACAACACCGUACGGAAUGCCAACGCCAAUGGGACCAAUGCCCAACUACUACUACCCGCAAAUGUUGGGCCAAGAUCAACACCAACAACCGACAUACGUAGUAACCAAUCCGCCAAUGUACGCGCCAACGAUCCCAUACGCACAAACUAGAAUGGCCGCCCCGCCUUACGGUUACCCACCCCCUACACCACAACCCCCCGGUUCUUACAACUACAAUACAACGAACUUGAUAUCUCGACCCACACGGCCAGCUGUAGUGUAUCCCCAAGUGAAUCAAAUGCCAAGACUAGUUAUGCCGCCAAGUAAUGCACAAACAAAGAAUAACAGUAGUAAUAAUAGUGUAUUAGCACCAGUUGUGAAGACAGAGCCUUCGAGAAACAGUGUGGAAAGUAAUACUUCGAAAAAGUCAGACGGGUCCAACGGAUCGGCCGACGAGUUGGGCAACUUACCACAGUCGUUGAACCUGAUCGACUUCGGCCGCAAGCCCGGCGGGCAAGGUAGCGUAAGAGUCAGUGUGCUAGAGGCGUUCGAUCCGCUUCUACUAACUGAACAGAAUCAUUCUGACUAUGCGACGAAAAGCGAAUGUUCGAGCGUAUACGAGGAAUACGACCCGUUGGACUUCUUGUAUGGCGAAACGGAGUUACGCGACGCGCCCGUAUACGCUACCAUCAACAAGAGGGAGAGUGUGGCGGUGCCUUCGCCGCCGCCUAAGAAGAUCCCCAGUGUACCCGCCGUGCCGAAGAGGCCAACCACGAAUAAACUUUACGAUUGUAUUAUAAAGUCACGAACAAAAAAUUAUGACAGCGAGCACAAAGCGUUUCUGAAAAUGGUCAUCGAUGUGCGGAAAAGGUUCAGUUACACAGACGAGAAAACAAACCCUGGUCACGUGAUAGCUGCGCGCUCGGGAGGCAAAUACCCACCGAACACUAGUAUUAAGAUUCUAGUCUACAACUCCCAUACUGAGGAGCCUAUCACAUUUACUUCUGAUGUGGAGUCAACCGUGGAACAUGUAAUAUUGACGGUAGUUUGCUCACUCGACGAAGAUAUAAGAGAAGACAUGUCAGGAUACAUGUUGAGGGUGUGGGGUGCCAAAGAAUACUUAACGCCGGGCAGUUCGCUCAGCGAAUACGACUACAUUCGCGAGAGUGUGCGCUUAGAGAAAGACGUCCGUCUCUGUCUGACUGAGGGCAGGGAGACGGCGCUGGCAAGGACAGAGAGAGACGACGCGAGAGACGCGCACCUUACUUUAGAGGAUUUAAUAUCCACACAGGGCACCAUGCCCAUGUUGUCGUUUGACAAUCUUUCAAUAUUGUUAGAGACCCUAGAGGGCGAGUUGUCCCGCGCGGUGGGAGUGCUCGGCGCGGAGGGAGUGUGCUCCCCCAGCGCCGUGUUCCAGGCGGUCAAGGCGAUCUGCGCUCUGGCGGGCGGCGUGGAGACGCUGCACGUCACGCACACGCUCAACGCGUUCUCACAGGCGUGCACUGCGCAGAUUACGGGCACGGUCCGGCCAGAGAUCCAAUCAGAAAGCGGCCCAUACUGUUCGGUGUCGCUGCGUGCAGCGAACGCGCGCGAGUUGCUCGCGCAACAGUGCUCGCGCGUUCGCGACGCAGUGCGUGCACUGAUCGCGUUGUACACGCGCGCCAGGCUGCUUGACUUCCAAAUGGCGGACGGACCUACUGUUGCGACUGAUCCUAGCAAAGCGGUCUCAUCUCAAACAAUAUCAGAGACCAUGUUGUUCUGCAUCGAGGCGGUCCACUGCUUGCCUCACUGCUGGACUCACGACGAGUAUCUGUUCCACACGCAGAUUUACUACGGAACCCGACCUUUGAAAACGUUACACGUCACGCACAUAUCCAAGAUCGAGUGUGGUGGGUUUUACCCUAGGAUUAUUUUUGAUACUUGGUUAAACCUGGAGGAUGUUCCAAUAAACACACUCCCCCGCGAGUCGAGGUUAGUGUUCACAUUGUUCGGGCGCACGCAGCGCACCGACGAGCAGCACCAGGCUGAACAGCAGAACAACAAGGAGGGCGAGGAGAACGGUGACGUGCAGUUCGAGCAAGUGGAGCUCGGCUGGACGGCUGUGCAACUAUUCGAUUAUGAUAAAAUGUUAGCGUCGGGACACUACGUGCUGCCUCUCUGGCCCGCGUGCUGCGAUCGUCGCAUCGGCCCCGCCCCGCACCCGCUGCACACCCCGCCCGCGCCCUUCCCUCUUGUAAAUAUUGAAAUACCCCUAUACACGCGCACAGGUGUCAAAUGGACGGACGACGAGGAAGAGAAGUCGUUGUCCGUUGAAGAUCUACCAACGUUUGACACUUUGGACGGUCACACGCAGUCGCAGCUGCUGCAUCUCAUAGAGCAGGGCGCCUACCAGAGGAUGCCCACAGAAGGUAGAGAGAUUCUAUGGGAGAAACGCCAGUAUCUGGUGGAGCUACCAGGCGCCUUGCCGCUCGUGCUGCUGGCCGCGACCAACUGGUGCGGGGAGCAGCGCGCGCAGCUCGUGUCGCUCAUACAGCUGUGGGAGAAGCCCUCGCCGCUCAACUCCAUGCAUCUGCUGUUGCCCUGUUUCCCAGAUGCGGCAGUGCGGAAAUUUGCAGCGUCAUUAGUAAACGGCAUGUCCGACGACGAGCUGAUCCGAGUGCUGCCGCAGCUUGCGCAAGCGCUGCGCUACGAGACGUACGAAGCGAGUCCGCUUGCAGAGGUUUUGUUAUCUCGGGCGCUGACGAGUCCGGCCGUGGCACACAAAUUGUUUUGGCUACUAGUUCAUUCCCUGCCAAAUGUACCACAGGCACCAAAUCAGGAGUUCUUGGGCAUAAGUUUGGAAGAGAACGCUGGUGACUGUCAAGAAAUGGACGCCUGUCUGACGGCCACGUGGAGGUAUCGCCUGCUGUUGCGGGCGCUGCUGGCUAUCUGCGGAGAGAACUUGACUAAAACAUUGCUUAGACAACAACUGCUGGUUAAGAUGGUAGCGGACGUGGCGAUGUCGGUGAAGUGCUCGAAGGAGGCGUUGCGGCAGCGUGCGCUGUACGUGGGCGGCGAGAAGCUAUCGGGCUUGCUGCGGCAGGAGCCCGCCGCGCUGCCCUUCGCGCUGCACCGAUACGUGCACGAUAUCGACGUCAAGACUUGCUCGUAUUUCUCUUCAAACACACUUCCUUUGAAAAUCAAUUUUAUUGGCAUCGACUGCGCUGUCAUUCCAGCUAUGUUUAAGGUCGGUGACGAUUUGAGACAAGAUUCGCUAGUACUCCAAGUGAUCAAAGUAAUGGACACCUUAUGGUUGAAAGCUGGACUAGAUCUCCGGAUAGUGACAUUCCAAGCGCUACCCACCAGUAGAAAACGGGGGAUGAUAGAGAUAGUGUCUGAGGCGGAAACAUUACGAGCGAUACAGACCGAGUGGGGCCUCACGGGCUCCUUCAAGGACAAACCCAUAGCGGAGUGGCUCGCUAAACACAACCCUUCUGAAUUGGAGUACCAAAGGGCUAGAGAUAAUUUUACUGCUUCGUGCGCCGGCUACAGCGUGGCGACGUACCUGCUCGGCAUCUGCGACCGCCACAACGACAACAUCAUGCUGAAGACGUCCGGACACCUGUUCCACAUCGACUUCGGCAAGUUCCUGGGCGACGCGCAGAUGUUUGGCAACUUCAAAAGAGAUCGCGCGCCGUUCGUGCUGACCAAUGACAUGGUGUACGUUAUCAACGGCGGCGAGCGGCCCACGCAGCGCUUCCAGCACUUCGUGGAGCUGUGCUGCAUGGCCUUCAACAUCGUGCGCGCGCACCACGACCACAUACUCGACUUGUUCGCGCUGAUGGCGAUGUCCGGCGUAUCGGGCGUGUCGAGCGCGGCGGUGAGCUACGUGCGCGGCGCGCUGCUGCCGGCCGCUUCCAAUGCUGAGGCGGCCGCCGCCUUCGCGCAGCUCAUCAACUCCUCGCUUAAGAGCAAGUUUACGCCCAUUAAUUUCUUCCUGCACAAUUUGGCGCAGCUGAGAGCGAGCGGCGACCAGAGCAGUUGCUCCUCCGAACUCCUGUCCUUCAUGCCGAGAACUUACACGAUGGCGCAAGAGGGCCGUCUAGUGCGGGUGGAGUGCCUGAGCUAUGAAAAACGCUACGACCCAGAGAAGCAUUACGUAUACGCGCUGCGCGUGUACCGACAGGGCCAGACCACGCCGUCCGUGCUCUACCGCUCCUACAAGCACUUCACCGAGCUCUACCAGAAGAUCUGCCUUCACUUCCCGCUGGCGAAGGUUCACAGUUUGCCCAUCGGUCUCCACGUGGGCCGGUCCAACGUGCGCCAAGUCGCCGAGAAGAGGUUCGCCGACGUGCAAGCGUUCCUCACGUCGCUGUUCAGUCUCGCAGACGAGAUUGCACACUCGGACCUCGUUUACACGUUCUUCCACCCGCUGCUCAGGGACCAGCAGGACGUCGAGCCGCAGAGGCUGAGGAAGGGUGAGUCGGUAGAGGAGUCGAGCAGUGGCUCUGGCUCGCUGAAGCUGUCGGUGCAGUACGCGGGCGGCGUUCUCUCCGUGCUCAUACUGCACGCGCAGUCCCUGGCCGCCACGCCUCAGGGCCUGCCUCCUAACCCUUACGUUAAGGUGUACCUAGUCCCAGACCCCAACAAGGAGACGAAACGCAAAACGCGCGUACUGAAACGCAACUCGCACCCGUCUUUCAUGGAGAUGCUCGAGUAUCGGCUGCCACUCGAAGUGGUGAAGAACCGGAGUCUCCAAGCCACCGUGUGGAACUACGACUCCCUGCAAGAGAACCAAUUCCUGGGGGGUGUUGUGAUACCCCUGAACACGUUGAACCUCAAGGAGGAGACGGUGGCGUGGUACCCCCUGGAGUACAUACCGCGGUAGCUAAUACUCGCGCGCUCCGCUAUAUGGACUACCGACUUAAAGGUGCGGUGAUAUGAUCCUUGCGAUACUAAAUGGAGCGCAUGCUAUCGCUGAUGGACAAUGUGUUAUAAUUUUUUUUUAUUCGUUACAAGUUAGCCCUUGACUACAAUCUCACCUGAUGGUAAGUGAUGAUGGAGUAUAAGGUUGAAGUGGGUUAACUUGUUAGGAGUAGGAUGAAAAUCCACAUCCAUUUCGGUUUCUACACGACAUCGUACCGGAACGCUAAAUCGCAAAUAAUAUAAUUAUCAAAAAUUCUGCGUGAAAAAGAAAAUCUCAAAAUACGUAUUGCUCGUGGUUUCGUUUGCUUAAUUUUUUUAAAUCUCUAUGCUCUUGGCUCAUAUCAGGUUUUGUGGUAGAAUUGCAGGUGUGACUUAGUGACUACCCUACCAACAAAAACGUACCGCCAGACUAUAUGUUGCUUUGGUCAAAGAUUUGAUACUAUAGAUAUGUCACUAGCGUGUCAAAACUGAGGCGAAUAUAAGUGGCUAAUUGUCUUAAUUUCAUUGAAUCGCAUAUUAAACAACGUAAAUAUUGUCUAUAAUGACGAGUUGUGUGUUCAGGAAGUAUAUAUACAUAAAUAAUAAAUAUGUUAUGUAAAUAAACACGAAAUUGUGCAUUUGCGAUGAUUUUGUAGGCACGUAACAUGUAAACCAGAUUCCCAGUUGCGUGCACUGCAUAGAUGAAAACUGCACUGCCUGAGGGCUCAUUAUGAACGUAUAUUGGAAAGGAAUUUUCUAUUAUGUAUAGAAAUACCUUUGCGUAGUACCUACCUCAGUUAAAAACCUUGUGCACGCCACUGCAGAUCACCUUGAAACCAAAAGGCAACUCAGCAUUAUGCAAAUGUCCGAGCAAUCAUUCUGAUUCACAUAUCGAAACACAAGUUAUACUUGACGGAAAACUUCUUUUUCUUUGAGUGAUUUGUAUAUUUACUUAAAAUGUGGGUAUGAUAAAAAUUGUGUAACAAAUUCUUCAACCAAAAUAAAUACCAAUUAUAUAAGUGCGUAUAUUUUCAGUUCGAUAUCAGAAUGUCAUGUCCAAUCCAUACUAACAGGGUGGUUUAGUUUUUAAUAUCUAGUUUAAUUGUAUUGCACCAAACAAUCUUAACAAACGGGCAUUUAUUUCUACUUUUAAUUGCACAGACAGCUAUCCCGUUAGUAAGGACUUGGCGUAAAGAGAUUUUUUUGAAAUCUGAGGAUAAUGUUAAAAAUUGUAUAGAUAAGACUUACAAGCCCUUAAACAAAAAUUACAUGUGAAAUGAACCAACAUGAAUAACGCUUAGAAGGCUGUUACUAUAUCAGAAAAUAAUACUGAGCACUAUGCCGUCAUUUCUGAGCGGUAAAGUGGUGAGUACGAGAGUUAAUGGAAUUUCUUAGGUACAAAUGAUGAAUUACGACUAAUUAUUAUUAAUGUACGGCUUUGUUAUAGUGUUAAAGAUGACUAAAAAUAACUGACGGCAUAAUGUUUAGAGUUAUUUUCUGAUAUAGUAAGAGCUUUCUAAGCAUUAUUCACGUUAGUUUAUUUCCCAGGUAAUUUUUGUUCAAGGGCUUGUAAUUUUCUUAAUUCUCUGCUUGUGUGAAGUCUGCCAAUCCGCAUUGGGCUAGCGUGGUGGACUAUUGGCCUAACACCUCUCAUUCUGAGAGGAGACUCGAGCUCAACAGUGAGCCGAAUAUGGGUUGAUAAUGAAGCAUAUGUAUUAUGUAUAUCAUAUAUCUUGUAUUUUGAGAAUCUAUAUACUCUUUUUACUUGUAACUUACUGUAGGUCCAGUGUAGGUAUUUACACAGCCCUGUAUCAAAUUUUACUGAGGCAUAUCACAACUUAAAUUGUGUAUAUACGUACCUAAGUUUACACUAUAAUGGCUUACUACGCUAAAUUUAAACAUUUAAUUGAGACAUUUAAAAUUCGGCGCAAAAGGUGUAUACUAUAGCAAAAAGCAAACCAACAUAUUAUUAUAAAUGUAUAAAUUAUUGCUUUUUGUGUAGGCAAAUCAUAUAAAAACCGGCCGCUCAGAUAUUGCGUUUUUGACAGGUCGUGAUCGAAUGGGCGAUAUAACUUCGAACUGGCGUACAAGGUUAUGCCAACUGUUUGUCUUUGUAGUGAUAAGACAAAACAACGAGGCAAUAGGCCAGUUCACGCUUUUUUAAAUGGUCUUAAAUAGUUUAUUAUCGUUAUACUAGAUUGUUUUUUUAUGUAUUUUAGAGACGUGAUUACGUGAAAAUUUUAGUUUUUAAAUAUGUUUUUGACAAUACGAGGCUUAACGCCUGUCCGCCAUUUACGUCUUUAUUACAACUGUUUUAUGACGUCACUUUAACAAAUCCCUUACAAACGGAGCGUUUGACAAUAAAACUAGUUAACGAUUAGUUUGACGUUCAGUAUAUCAAGUAACAUUGUGACGUCACAAAAUGGAUGACUGUUUUGACGUUUAGAAAAUUUGAAAAAAUACAUGAUUUUUAAAUUAAGUUUUAUAAAACAUUCUUAACUUUUAUUAAUUAAUAUUGUUUGUAUUAAAUUUGAUAUGAGUCAACUACCCUAUUGUAAUUAAAUAUGUUUGUACCAUUCGAUCACGACUUGUCAGAAACGCAAUCUCGAAGCGGCCGGACUGUAAAUGAUUCCUUGUAUGCUCAUAUAAGAGUGCGGGAAGAGAUGACAGGGGACCGAGAGAGGCUUAAUUACAUUCAUUAAUUUGUUCAUUCAAUAAAUGAAGGAAUAAUAAUCGCCUGACGAUCGCUUGUCUCUCGCUUUCUAUCGUCAUAUUCGCACUAUUGUAUAGCGCAAGCGAUCUAUUCGACUAAUGGUUGCUAUAUUGGUCAUAAUUUUAGACUCACAUUCCAAAUUAGUAAAUAAACGUUUAAAGUUAUACGAAUAUUUAGAAAUGCGUUGAUGUUAUUUGUGGCGAUUCUCAUUUUUUUUUUUAUUUUUGGGGUAUCGUUUGUUCCUGUAGUAAGAGAUUUGUGCGCACGCAUUCUAACAUUUCUUACUGAGUAUCCAACUACUAAGGUCAUACAAUACCAAACCAAAUGAAGAGAUGCAUAUCUUAUAGUCUUAAAUCUGUAUUAGAAACGACCUUCACCCAUCUGUUUAUUUGACUACUUUUGAUUGAGUAGUAAAAAAAAAUAUAUUGUGGCUAUAUUAUUAUUUUUAUCAGGUUAAUAAUAAUGGCCAGAAAUUUUUAGGCAACCUACUCGCAAUAUACUUUUUAACGUACUAAAUUUGAUAUAAAUCACUUUUGGUCCAAUAAACAGAUGGGUGAAGAUUGUUUCUAAAUCGGAUCUUCUUCUAGCAUUCCAUGGAUUCAUGGGUGCCAGGUCAAUAGUGUGUCAAAAAGAAUAACUCUGAGCAAGGCUCGGGUUAAAAAGUUCCACUAUGGCAUAUCAAUACUCGCUUCUCAAUUUGUGAUAGUUAAAAUUCCUCCAUGAUUUUACAGCUAGUGUUCUCAGCGAAAAGGUAGUAAAAUAAAACGUAAGUACAGAAUUUACGACCUAAAAUAUGACUGACAGUAGGUCUAUUUUGCUUUGAUAUUAGUUUGAUACUCGAAAACGGAUGGAAUCUUAACGCGUGCAAAUCCUCUAAAAGUUACUUACUGAAGGUUAGAACAUUUAUAUUGUAGUUCUAAGCGCUGGUGCUUGUAGGCUUGUUGUCUUUUGUAGAUUUCUUGUAAAAUAUUGUGACAUUAUGUAUGAUUUAGGGUGAUCGCACAUUUUUACGCGCAAAACUCAUUAUUUUAAUCUACUUUUUAUAGUACUUCGUAGUGGAUGUGAAUUGUAUACAUAUAUGUUUUUGUAAAUUAGCAGAAAUAUGACUGUUUUCGGAACGGGUCGAAGAAAAUCAACCCAACUAAGAGUUGCAUAAAUUAAAUGAGUUAUGAGUAAACUUAUCUAAAUAAACUAAAAAGGAUCUGAAUUUAAAUAAUUAACAUAAAGAUGGAACCGACUUCAGAGAUGUAUUUCACUUAUUUUGAUUUUAACACAAAAUUGAUACAGCGAUUUUCAUGAAAAUGAAAUGGGACCAAUGUGGAAGUAUACUCUUUUAAACAAAAAAGAAUUUUCAAAAUUGGUUAAUAAGUGACGAAGUGAAAAAAUAAUUGAGAACCUCCAUUUUUUUUUUUUUUAAAUCGGUUGACAAAUGAUUGUUUUUUGCAAAUAUAGUUAUUGAGUUUUGCGCGUACAAACACAGGAUUAGUUUUAUAAAUGGUAAAGAUCUGAAUGAAAUGGACAGAUGUUUUGAUAAUAAACAAUGAAUUUCUAUACGCAGCUGUGUUUAGCCACGCUAGAUCGUGUACACUGUUUGUCUUUCUGUUUUAUAUCAUUAAUUAUUAUUUUAAGAAAUGAAAUAUAUUUUUAGAAACACUAUUUAUUGGAAUUUAGAUAAUAAUAUUAAUAAUUGUGUAUUUUACUAUUAUAUUUUGUAAUAUAGUUUGCUUUUGCAUUCUUAUGAACUUGGGCUUUUUCACUAGGGAUUUACUAAGAUGGGCAACGAGACGUUGAUUCAAAUUAUUUUUUUUAUAUUAUAUAUUUUAUAUCUUGACUUUCGCCCGAUAAUAACCAGAAAAAGUAGAUUUCUUUAUCAUACAUAAUAUCUGUUUGUGUUGGACUUGAUUUUUGAGUAAAUACUCUUGCUAAUUGAUUUUUUGGAAGACAUGUUUAUACAUCCUUGGUGAAAAGGUAGCACAAAACGUAGCGUUAUCAUAUUAUUCCAAUGGAUUAAUUAUACCAGAUCUAAUAGUCGAAUAAUAUACCACCUGCCAUCUAUAGAUGCAACACCAAAAAUUCUCAAGGUCAUUAUUAUGAUUAAAAUUCGGUGAAAGUGAGGUCUACAAAAUCUCUGCAGAUAACGAGAUAAUUUGAAAACACUACGUAAACAACACAAACGAGCCAUACGCCGUGAUUUUUCAAUGCACAAAAAAGUAUUGGAAAAUCAUAGACAAGUGAAAGCUGUGCUGUAAAAAUAAACGAAAUCAGCAAACUUGCCAACUUUAUUUACAUUAUAAUGGGAUAAUAGUUACAUUGCGUAUGGCUUGUGGCAAAUUUUCCGUUGCGUUAACGCGUUCGUUGUACGACUCGUUGAAAUUAUCUUCGAGUGAACGUUCCGAGUGACAGUGGUCUCUAGCCAUGUUACGAGAUUCACUUUCUAGAAAACUCUAACGCUUCGAAAUAGUAAAAAAAUGAUAGGUUGAUCACUUGGUAGCAUUUGUAGAAUGAGAAUCUAUAUUAUGUAGCAUGGCUACAGGCCAUUAUACCACAUAUUCUUCUUAUUCUUAUUCUUUUAUUCUUAUUAGUUGUAUCCGCAAUGCAUUAUUGAAAUAAUCGUCAACACAAAUGCUCGCACUUCAUUAAUCUUGCUGAAUGUUUGUUUCGUGCUUUACUUGAAAAACCCAAUGCGUUCACGGUUGCGUUUAAGUUUGCGUACAAUUAAGAAGACUUUAGAACUAAACGCAAAACGCAAAUAUAAACGCAGACUUAGACGCAUUGGCUUCGGCACGCUUUUAGUUGUAAUAGUAGAAUAUUUAUGAUUACGUUUUAUGUAUUACGAUGUGAAACGAAAAAGUAUUUAUACCUACCGCUUUUAUCAUAUCGAUAACCUCAAAGGCUUCCAGUAUUUGCUCAAAUUUAUUCACUGAGCAGAAUUAGUUAACGGUAGACUGAAUGUUUCUUUUUUUAAAUCUUGUAUAUAUUAAUUAAUAACUUUUAGAUAGUUUUUGUAUGAAAUACCUAGCAUCAAUUCUAUCCUAACGGAAACAAAACAAUCGAUUUGUUGUAUAUUACCUAUUUGUAUUUGUAUGUUUAAUAAAUAUCUUCGAUGUA
Molecule: messenger RNA, 11367 nt
Organism: Bicyclus anynana (squinting bush brown)
Lineage: Eukaryota; Metazoa; Arthropoda; Insecta; Lepidoptera; Nymphalidae
Gene: Pi3K68D
Product: phosphatidylinositol 4-phosphate 3-kinase C2 domain-containing subunit alpha
Exons: 32
Coding region: 181-5529 (1782 amino acids)
Biological process (GO): phosphatidylinositol-3-phosphate biosynthetic process; phosphatidylinositol-mediated signaling; phosphatidylinositol 3-kinase/protein kinase B signal transduction
Cellular component (GO): cytoplasm; phosphatidylinositol 3-kinase complex; plasma membrane
Molecular function (GO): 1-phosphatidylinositol-3-kinase activity; phosphatidylinositol binding; 1-phosphatidylinositol-4-phosphate 3-kinase activity
Source: RefSeq, a predicted model, not a curated record